Molecule: messenger RNA, 2223 nt
Organism: Coniophora puteana RWD-64-598 SS2
Lineage: Eukaryota; Fungi; Basidiomycota; Agaricomycetes; Boletales; Coniophoraceae
Product: glycosyltransferase family 2 protein
Exons: 18
Coding region: 1-2223 (740 amino acids)
Cellular component (GO): cell periphery; cell septum
Molecular function (GO): chitin synthase activity
Source: RefSeq, a predicted model, not a curated record
AUGCACUAUGGUCCCGCUCCGAUGGGGCGCGUCGGACGGCGCAUCUUCAGAAAAAAGCGGGUCCAGCUCAGAAACGGUCAUCUGGUCGUCGAUCUGCACGUCCCGCCGAAGCUCAUCUUGCCGUAUCGCGGGGAGCUUGAGAUGAUGCAGACGCGCUACACGGCUAUCACUUGUGACCCCGACGACUUCAUGAGGGAGCGAUUCUUCCUCCGGCAAAACGAAAGUGGGCGCGUGACGGAGUUAUUUAUUGUCAUAACCAUGUACAAUGAAGACGAAGUUCUGUUCUGUCGUACGCUUUACGGCGUCAUGCGUAAUAUCUCACAUCUCUGCUCGCGAAAGAACUCCCAGACAUGGGGCCCUGAUGCCUGGAAAAAGGUCGUAGUCUGCAUCAUCGCCGACGGCCGACGCAAAGUGCACCCGCGCAUACUUGACUGCCUGACCCUACUGGGGGUGUACCAGCCAGGCGGACACAUGAAGAACAUGGUCAACAACAAGUCUGUAACGGCGCACAUGUUCGAGUACACGACCUCGUUCGGACUGGACGAUAACCUGCACUUCAAGUACCCCGACAAGGGCGUCGUACCGACGCAGAUCAUCUUCUGCAUGAAGGAGAAGAACCAGAAGAAGAUUAAUAGUCAUCGAUGGUUCUUCAAUGCGUUUUCGCCGAUGUUGCAGCCGAACGUCUGCGUUCUUCUGGACGUCGGAACACGUCCCGGGAAGAACAGCAUAUACCGGCUUUGGAAGACGUUCGACGUUAACUCGAAUGUCGGCGGUGCUUGUGGUGAGAUCGCGGUGUACAAGGGCAAGAACUGGCAAUAUCUCCUGAACCCCCUAGUCGCAGCCCAAAACUUCGAGUACAAGAUCAGCAAUAUCCUCGAUAAACCUACUGAGAGUAUGUUCGGAUAUAUCAGCGUCUUGCCAGGAGCGUUCUCCGCGUACCGGUACAUCGCUCUUGCGAAUGACAAGACCGGUCAAGGUCCGCUAGCUUCGUACUUCAAAGGCGAGGUUUUGCAUGGCGCCGAUGCUGAUAUUUUCACGUCGAAUAUGUAUUUGGCCGAAGAUCGUAUUCUUUGCUUCGAACUCAUCGCCAAAAUGAAUCACAACUGGGUCCUCAAAUACGUCAAAGGCGCCAUCGGCGAAACGGAUGUCCCAGACACGUUGCACGAGUUCAUCGUCCAGCGGCGGCGGUGGAUCAACGGUUCGUUCUUCGCUGCCGUGUACUCCGUAGCGCAUGCUGGCCAGAUCCUACGGUCGGGCCAUUCAUUCAGCCGCAAGGUGUUCUUGAUGAUUGAGAUGGUGUAUAACAUUAUUACUAUGUUAUUUGCGUGGUUUGCGCUGGGCAACUUCUAUAUAUUCUUUGUCAUAUUAAGCUCUUCGUUGGAGGACGCAUCGUUUGGUAUAACGGGAAUCAAGUACUUCAACUCAGUGGUUCAAUACUUCAUGGCGUCGAUAGUAAUCGCGUGUUUCCUAUUCUCAAUGGGUAACAAACCAAAGGCGUCACAAUGGAAAUACAAGCUUGCAUCCAUAUCUUUCGCAUUGCUGAUGGUAUACGAGAUCAUUGCCUCCAUACUGUGCGCUAUCUCCGUGUACGGUCAGUCCGGAGGUUCGAUCAUUGUGUUCAGUGUCGUCAUCACCUACGGAGUAUACGCGAUUAGCAGCUGUGUGGCGCUCGACCCCUGGCACCUGUUCACGAGUUUCCUCCAAUACAUGCUCCUCAUGCCUACGUAUACGAAUAUUCUCAGCAUCUACGCUUAUGCAAAUAUUGAUGACAUAUCAUGGGGUACGAAGCAAGAUAACGUCAUUGAGAUCGAUCUCGGUGCCGCAAUCCAAGGCGUGGACUCCCAUGUCGACAUCGAGAUGGUCGCUGGUGUUGCAGACAUGAAUUCCAUCUACGAGGAAGCGAUCGACAAUCUCAAACACCGAAAGCCGCUACCCUCGAAGGGCAGUACCCUCGCACUGAACCAGGCGGAGAAGGAGCAGGCUGCAAAAGACUACUACGCGAAUGUCCGAACGAAUGUGCUCCUGUUUUGGGUGCUUUCCAAUGGCGUACUGCUUCUGGCCAUUCUCAGCGGCGUAAACUUUGCUGAGACGUUCAGCCCCAACGCGGGUAUAAACCGCACCAAGGGCUACUUGAUGUUUAUCCUCGCCUUCGCCGCCAUUACCAACAUCGUCCGUCUCGGCGGAUCAACCCUGUACAUUCUAACACGAAUAUUCACGACAUAG